UGAAUUUUAUUAUACUUACAAUAAAAUAUUUUUGAAGAAAUAUGAUGGAUCUAACCCAAAAGCCCUGCUAACCGAUUCCUAGGAGAACCCUCUUUUUGGAAUCAUAUUCUUUUGCACAUUGAUUUGCUGAUAUUCACUCUGAUCAACAUGGCGUAGACGAUAAUGGUCAUUUACCAUUUACAGAGUGAGGAAAUGCUUGAAACCAGACCCGGGGACAAGAGCCUGAGAAGGGAAACCACAGUGGCCAGGGUGCCAGUGACUUGUUUUUGUUACUGACAAUUUGUCCUCUUCUACUAGUGAACAAGGGCAGGUCAAGGCUUUGCCUGUGCUUCGUAACCCUUUCUAUCGCCCCUGCCCUCGGAUUUCCUGCUUUGGAAUAGCAUCUCCAGCCUCAUCUCUCCAAGAGCAUGGAUUAAGGCUUUCUAACAGUUGAGAAUGAUCUGCUUUUCAGAUAACACCAUCCAGUCGAUUUUCUGCUGCUGUUGCUGCUGUUCCGUUCAGAAGCGACAAGUACGGACACAAAUAAGCCUAAGCAAUGAUGAAGAACUUUCAGAAAAAUACACGCAGCGUCGCAGACCGUGGUUCAGUGAACUGCCAAUUAAGAAGCAUUCCAACAGGGGCCGUGUGCAACCAUCAAAACGCAAGCCGCUGCCUCCCCUUCCACCCUCUGAGGUUGUGGAAGAGAAGAUCAAAGUCAAGGCAUUAUAUGAUUUCCUGCCCCGAGAGCCCUAUGACUUAACAUUGAAGAGAGCUGAAGAGUACCUGAUAUUGGAGAAGUAUAAUCCUCAUUGGUGGAAGGCAAGAGACCGCUUAGGGAAUGAAGGCUUAAUUCCAAGCAACUAUGUGACUGAAAACAAACCAACCAAUUUAGAAAUAUAUGAGUGGUACCAUAGAAAUAUUACCAGAAAUCAGGCAGAACAUCUUUUGAGACAAGAGUCUAAAGAAGGUGCAUUUAUUGUCAGAGAUUCAAGACAUUUGGGAUCCUACACCAUUUCUGUGUUUAUAAAAGCUAAGAGAAAUAUGGAGGCUACCAUCAAACAUUAUCAGAUUAAAAGGAAUGACUCAGGACAGUGGUACGUGGCUGAAAGGCACCUCUUUCAAUCAAUCCCUGAGCUGAUCUGGUAUCACCAGCACAAUGCAGCCGGGCUCAUGUCUCGUCUCCGUUACCCAGUUGGGCUGAUGGGCAGCUGUUUACCAGCCACGGCUGGUUUUAGCUAUGAAAAGUGGGAGAUAGAUCCAUCUGAGUUGGCUUUUGUGAAGGAGAUUGGAAGCGGUCAGUUUGGAGUGGUCUAUUUAGGCCAGUGGCGAGCACACGUCCAAGUUGCCAUCAAGGCCAUCAACGAAGGUUCCAUGUCUGAAGAGGAUUUCAUUGAAGAGGCUAAAGUGAUGACGAAGUUAUCUCACUCAAGGCUCGUUCAGCUCUACGGAGUAUGUAUACAGCGGAAGCCCCUUUACAUUGUGACGGAGUUUAUGGAACACGGCUGCCUGCUUAACUACCUCAGAGAGAGGAAAGGAAAGUUGAAGAAGGAGAUGCUGCUCAGUGUGUGCCAAGAUAUCUGUGAAGGGAUGGAGUAUCUGGAGAGAAACUGCUUCAUCCACAGGGAUUUAGCGGCCAGGAAUUGUUUGGUCAGUUCUACAAGCAUAGUAAAAAUUUCGGACUUUGGAAUGACGAGGUAUGUUUUGGAUGAUGAAUAUAUCAGUUCUUCUGGAGCCAAGUUCCCAGUCAAGUGGUCCCCUCCCGAAGUUUUCCAUUUCAACAAGUAUAGCAGCAAAUCUGAUGUCUGGUCAUUUGGAGUUUUGAUGUGGGAAGUUUUUACAGAAGGAAAAAUGCCUUUUGAAAAUAAGUCAAAUUUGCAAGUUGUAGAAGCUAUUUCUAAAGGCUUCAGGCUCUACCGGCCUCAGCUGGCACCAAUGGCCAUAUAUGAAGUCAUGUACAGCUGCUGGCAUGAGAAACCCAAAGGCCGCCCGACGUUUGCUGAGCUGCUGCAGAUGCUCACGGAAAUUGCAGAAACCUGGUGACCUGAAGUGAAUGCCAACCCAGGGGAUCAUCAUGCAAGACUGUCACGGAAGAUCACCGAUGGUGAAUAUCUUCCAGGAGGGUCGCCGACUCUCGGGAACAGUGCAAAGAUCACAGGCUUUUCAAACUUUUGAGAGUUUAAGGCUAUUCUGACAAUUUUUCUACAUGAGCAUUUGAGAGAGACUUCUAAAUGCUGAUUUCUCGGUCAUCUUCUGCAUGUCCCAUAUGUGACGAAGGGAAAAAUGCUGCAUAGUGGUCUUCACGGUGGCUGCUCUUCACGAGAAGAGCCUGAGGGUCCCCAGGGAUGUGUGAAAACCUGAUCCUUUUCUAAGGAAGAGCCUGAAGAGGAGGAACUUUUUUUUUUCUUUUUUCUUUUUGGCUGUCCUGAGGCAUAUGGAGUUCCUGCGCUAGGUAUCAGAUCC
This is a messenger RNA of Phacochoerus africanus (Common warthog), 2439 nucleotides long. RefSeq names its product TXK tyrosine kinase (gene TXK). The transcript has 14 exons. Lineage: Eukaryota; Metazoa; Chordata; Mammalia; Artiodactyla; Suidae. The record is from RefSeq and is a predicted model, not a curated record. Gene Ontology annotation, molecular function: protein binding; ATP binding; non-membrane spanning protein tyrosine kinase activity. Gene Ontology annotation, biological process: T cell receptor signaling pathway; integrin-mediated signaling pathway; regulation of platelet activation. Bases 436 to 2019 code for a protein of 527 amino acids.